AUCCACGGACGGUUCAGCCUUAAAGGGAGAUUCAUCGUGAUAAUGUGAACGCGUCGUAACGCGUGCACCAAGAAAGCCGCCGUCGAACGUCGUGUUAAAAGCUCAUUAAAAUACAGAGUUCCACGUUCGAAUAGAAAAAAUGGAAACAAUGUCGAAUCCGUACCCGAGAAAAAUGCACGACACUUACGAGGACGAGGAGGAGAGGAAGCACUUUCAACGGAUCGUCUCGGCUUUCAAAUAUUACAAAACUCAUUCGUUAUUGAGGGUAAAAAAGACGGAGUCAUAUUUGCUGACACUUCCACCUCAUCACCAGAAACUUCUGUCAAAGUACAGAGAACAUCUGCAGGAAGUUAAACGAUGUAUUGAGAAUAAUGAUGAAAUAAUCAAACUAAUUAUAAAGGAUGUAGCUCAUAUUUUUGAAAAUGUGAGCCCAGCUAGUGCACAGACUGACAGUACACUAAAUCCUCGUCCAGUAAUGGCUGAUCAGGAAAAGGUGCAAGCUACGAUUAAACAACUGGUCCGCGAUUGGAGCGUCGAAGGAACUGACGAACGCAAUGCAUGUUAUCAACCUAUUAUAGAUGAAAUAUUGAAUCAGUUCCCUUUAGAAUAUUGUACACCAUCCGAAGUGCAGAUUCUAGUACCUGGAGCAGGAUUAGGAAGACUUGCUUAUGAAAUUGCGAGACGGGGAUACACCUGUCAGGGAAAUGAAUUUUCCCUCUUCAUGCUCUUUGCAUCACAUUUUGUACUAAACAAAUGCAGAGGAGUGAAUUCAUAUCAGGUGCAUCCGUGGGUGCAUCAGUACAUGAACAAUUUAAAACCAGAGCAUCAAACCCAGGCUGUAUUUUUUCCCGAUGUGAAUCCCAGUGAUCUCCCGGAGAAUGCGCAAUUUUCUAUGACAGCUGGAGAUUUUUUGGAGGUUUAUACAGAAGACAAUCAUUGGGACUGUGUUGCGACAUGUUUUUUUAUAGAUUGUGCAAACAACGUUGUGCAAUUCAUCGAAACGAUCUAUAAGAUUCUAAAACCGGGAGGCGUAUGGAUAAAUCUUGGACCAUUAUUGUACCAUUUUAGCGAUAUGCCAAUGGAAGACUCGAUAGAACCAAGUUACGAUGUUGUUCGAGAUGUGAUCCAGGGAUUUGGUUUUCAAUUGGAGAAGGAAGAGACACGCGUGAGAACACGCUACGCACAGAAUGUCAACAGUAUGUUACAAUGUGAAUACAAUAGCGUAUAUUUUGUUUGUCGAAAGCCUAAAAGACGCAUAGACAACGAAGUGAGUCAUCGAAACGGUUCCGAAUCUAACGGGAUGCAGGAGCAAGAAAAUUAAUUAUUGACGACCUGAUGUGUUUCACUCAAACCAGUGAUGCCUUAUCAAGUUUUGUCUGAAAUUGACGUAUAUUAGUACUGCAAAGAAGAUGCAAUUUCGAAAUCCGUGUUUUUCAUUUCGAUGUUCAAUUUUUUUUUCGCUGUUUUCAUUUCCAUUGUGUAUUUUCCGAAGACUAAAAACAGUCGCACAAACUCAUUAUCCGU
Molecule: messenger RNA, 1524 nt
Organism: Dufourea novaeangliae
Lineage: Eukaryota; Metazoa; Arthropoda; Insecta; Hymenoptera; Halictidae
Product: carnosine N-methyltransferase
Exons: 8
Coding region: 140-1321 (393 amino acids)
Molecular function (GO): S-adenosylmethionine-dependent methyltransferase activity
Source: RefSeq, a predicted model, not a curated record